AUGUCGUCAAUGGCAGCAGCAGCAGUAUGCUCGCCCCAUUCGACACUGCGGACACCACGGCCUGUGUACUUGGAUCAUGAUGGUGGAAAUGACGACUACGUGGCUUUGGUGUACCUCUUGAAGCAUGAAAACAGGUUUGAUCUCCUGGGGGUAUCGGUCACGCCAGCGAACUCGUGGUGGAAGGUGGGUGCGGCAGCCACCCGAAAGAUCCUGCGGACUCUCUCCAAGAAGCACGCCUCCUCCUCCUCCUCCUCCGGUGCUGCCGAAGGGCGGAUUCCCGUUGCGGAGUCCACGCUGGACGGCGUAAACACUUUCCCAGACGCGUGGCGGCACGAUGCCUGCAAGCUGAACCUGCUGCCGCAGCUGAACGGCUUCGAGACCGAGGAAGAGGCCCUCCGGCUAGAGAAGGGAGAGGAUGGGAUUUCAGGCCAGCUGCUGCUGGCGCAGACCCUGCUCGCCUCCGAGUCGCCGGUGACGGUCGUCGCCACGGGCCCCCUGACCAACCUGGCCUGGGUGCUGGACAACUUUCCGGAGGCAUCGCGCAAGAUCGACAAGGUUUUGAUCAUGGGGGGUGCGAUCGACGUGCCCGGCAACGUAUUCGCGGACGACGUGGAAGGCUUCGACGGAUCGGCGGAAUGGAACAUUUUCUGGGACCCGCCGGCGGCAAAGCGGGUGUGGGACUCCGAUCUAGAACUGGUAUUGACGCCGCUGGACGCCACGAACGAGGUGCCGAUCACGAAGGAGACGCUUCUCAGGGCCCUGGCGGGAGCGCAUCUGCUGGAGACCGAGACGCGACCGUUCUUCGCGUGGGAUCUGCUCACGGUGGCCCAGCUGGUGCACCCCGAGCUGUUCACGACGUCGCAGGUGGAGUGCGACGUCGUCGUCGGGGGAGCUAGCCAGGGGCGCACCGUACGAACGGCAACAACAGCAAGGGCAACGGCAGAGGCAGCAGUAGCAACUGCAGGACGACCACAUCAACAGCAGCGCUCGCCACCAGCCGGGAAUGAGAAGGAGGAUGGCACUGGCAGAAGGGGGGGUGAAGAUACCGUCAGUGGCGACGUCGUCAGCACUGGUGGUGCUGGUGCUGGUGCUGGUGGUCGAACGGUGACCGUGAUACGAGCGCGGGACCCGAAGGAGCUCGUUGAUGUCAUCCUCGCCGACCUGUGCUCGUCGUGCGACGGCGGUGGUGCCUCGUCGUAG
Messenger RNA from Ectocarpus siliculosus, 1200 nucleotides. NCBI's taxonomy places the organism in Eukaryota, Phaeophyceae, Ectocarpales, Ectocarpaceae. The record is from the annotation of a GenBank genome assembly.